Colias croceus (clouded yellow) is the source of this 622-nucleotide messenger RNA. RefSeq names its product acyl-CoA:lysophosphatidylglycerol acyltransferase 1-like. Gene Ontology annotation, molecular function: acyltransferase activity. The coding region runs from base 101 to 589 and encodes 162 amino acids. The record is from RefSeq and is a predicted model, not a curated record. Gene Ontology annotation, cellular component: endomembrane system. NCBI's taxonomy places the organism in Eukaryota, Metazoa, Arthropoda, Insecta, Lepidoptera, Pieridae. The transcript has 4 exons.
AUUGUGAGCGUGCUGCAUAAGGACUUCUUUAUACAGGCGAUUUGCCGAGAAGAACAAUUUGCCCAAACUCGAGUAUGUCACGUUGCCCCGCGCGGGGGCAAUGAAGGUCAUCAUGGAAGAAGUAGGGCCCCACAGAGAACAACCCAGCACGUCUAAAAGCGAGGAUAAGAAAGACAACAACUUCAACCAGAACAGCAUCAAGACCACCAAGACGAGCGACAGCAUCGAGUGGAUCCUGGACGUCACCAUCGCGUACCCGGAGAGAGUGCCCCUCCAUCUCACUGACGUGGUGUGUGGCAUCCGGGGAGCUUGCACCACACAUAUACACUAUAGAUUGUAUCCUAGUUCGGAGGUACCUUCAGACUCUGAAGGCAUGACCAACUGGCUCUACGAUCGUUUCAUAGAAAAGGACAAAAUGCUAGAAGAGUUCUACCGCACUGGCCAAUUCCCAGCCAAGGGAAGCACGCCUCUAGUCACCAGGCCUGUUAGACAAGACAACGUACGCUAUCUGAUCCUGCAUUUAUUCUUCCUAGCGUCGACCUUCAUACAGUACAAAAUUUGGUGCGCCCUUCUGACGUGCUUAUGGUAAUAGACAAGAAAGAAAUUUCCAGAACGCUUUGGC